AUGACCUGCUCUUUUCAUCCGUUCCCUAAACUGCCCGCUGAGCUUCGGAUCCAAAUAUGGGAUGCAGCAUGUCUUUCCUAUGAUCUCUACAGUCUCCGUGGAAUUGGGAUGCAUUACAUUGAUUUGGAUCCCAGUGCUGACGAUACUACCAUCUUGGCCUAUCACAAAUCCACGGCGGAUGCUGUUGACGGAGAUGAUCACUCGGCCUGCUUGGUUCACGCGCUAUUGACAACCUGCAAAGAGUCACGGUAUGUUGUAUCACGAUACUGGAAUCACUAUCGCUAUGGAGAUAUGUCUGUUCCGCCUGCAAUGCUACCUGUCCGCGAGAUUGGAGGAGUUUGGCAUGCUCCUGUUUGCCCGGCUAAAGAUAUCUUUUGCAUCAAGUCAAAGACCUGGAAUACACCCGACAACCAUAUGGGAAUCUGGCAAAUCAAGAUUCCAGACUUCACCUCACAACAAUUAUGGACCACGAAUAUCCAAAACAUUGCAUUUGAGUUUGACAAAUCUUGGAACAAAGACCUCCCGAAACGCUACCUUGAUCUCAUGUCAGAGACCUCGGCCCGUGGAUGUCUCUCACGUUUCCUUUACAACAGAUAUCUCAAUAGUUCAACUACGCCUAAGAUUUGGAUCAUAGUGAAGAAUGGUCAAUGGACAAUUGACCCUGAUCAUCCCCUAAAACCAUUCCAUGAUUGCGAUACAGAAUAUGUCUCGGUCUCCGAGUACUUUUCAUGCCGCCACUGUCGUAGGACCCAUGAUUUCGAUGGAGUCUUUGAAAGCGUCAGAUCGUUUACAAAUAGUCUCGAUAAUCUUGGCGUGGCCGGGACUUUUAACCUAGAGUCUCACAUAUCAAGAAAUAUCAAGUUCCUUGCUCAUCGGGAUAUGCAAAUUGAUCUUUGUACAGGACGAGGACCUCAUGAGGAUGAGAAGGAGGAUGAUGAUGAUUCUGACUUGGGGUUCUGA
Messenger RNA from Fusarium subglutinans, 960 nucleotides. RefSeq lists its product as uncharacterized. The transcript has a single exon. NCBI's taxonomy places the organism in Eukaryota, Fungi, Ascomycota, Sordariomycetes, Hypocreales, Nectriaceae. The record is from RefSeq and is a predicted model, not a curated record. Bases 1 to 960 code for a protein of 319 amino acids.